This is a messenger RNA of Penicillium maclennaniae, 2214 nucleotides long. RefSeq lists its product as uncharacterized. Gene Ontology annotation, cellular component: nucleus. The record is from RefSeq and is a predicted model, not a curated record. Gene Ontology annotation, biological process: single strand break repair; double-strand break repair. Gene Ontology annotation, molecular function: single-stranded DNA binding; 3'-tyrosyl-DNA phosphodiesterase activity; double-stranded DNA binding. The transcript has 8 exons. Bases 1 to 2214 code for a protein of 737 amino acids. Lineage: Eukaryota; Fungi; Ascomycota; Eurotiomycetes; Eurotiales; Aspergillaceae.
AUGGAUCAGUCUGACGACGACGAUGCCUUGCUGAAGGCGGCUAUCACAGCCUCACUGCGUGACACUCAAGCCAACGCGAACCGAGAUCGCGGCAGCCAAGAUCGAUCUGUAAAGGCGUCGUCUCGUGCUGCGGAUGAAAAGUUUAUCGAUUUGACCCAGGACUCUGACGAGGAGCCUGAUAUCCAGGAGGUCUUUCCCAAAUCCAAGUCUCUUGUGGGUUCUGACACUGAUGACGGGGAUUCUUCGGAUGAAGAGCUUAAACUUGCAAUCGCCUUAUCCCUGGAAGAAGCUAAUUCUAAACGUGCCACUGAUACUACAGUUCCUACUGAUUCUCAGAAGUCCAUUGAGAAGCCCGAUAAACCCUCAGAGCAACCACUGGGUAUUCUUGGCAUGGACCGGAAACAUAUGGAGAAGGAGCGUCUCGCCCGUCAACUGAAGCGCAAGGCUGACGACUUCAUCCCCGCGUCUGACUACGAGAGUCGUGGACUUUCGACAAAGGCACGUAAGGCCAAUCCGGUUGCUGGGCCUGAGAGUGGUGACUUGUCGCCCUUCGCAAGCUCCGCUUCGCGGGCUCUCCCAAAGCCUGAAAUCUGCAAUCGACCAGAUUCAAAUCACCCUGAAUGCAGAGUGAAGCCACUUGCAAGAUCCAUCCCCCAGUUUCCUUUCGGAGCUGUGAAGCGAACGGCGAUUGGGCACAAAGCGCGUUCCACUGACGAAAUCACCAUCGAAGAGGUGCUCCAGCGCGGCGAGCUCGAGUUGGCGGUCCUCAGCUCAUUCUUGUGGGAUAUGGAAUGGCUCUUCACGAAGAUGGAUACUUUCAACACACGGUUUAUCCUGAUCAUGCAUGCCAAGGAGGAAAGCACUCCUGAGGAUUCUGACAACGCAUGCAUUAUUCAGAGAAUUCAGUAUCAGGAGGAGACUGCCUCCAUGUCGAACUUGCGCCUGUGCUUUCCUCCCAUGGAGGGACAAAUCAACUGCAUGCACUCGAAGCUCAUGAUGCUGUUCCACCCCACUUACAUGCGGAUCGCGAUACCGACUGCCAACCUCACCUCAACUGACUGGGGAGAGAACAACCUGCUGGAGAACACCGUUUUCAUGAUUGAUCUGCCGAAGAAAGGCGCCGAGUCCGGCCCUGGCAAAGACUUGAAGCCCCCGUUCUACGAGGAGCUGGUCUGUUUCCUGAAAGCAAGUACACUGCAUGAUAACAUUAUCCAGAAGUUAGAAAACUUUGACUUCAGUAAGACUGCUCGCUAUGCAUUCGUUCACACGAUCGGCGGAGCCCACAACAGUGAGCAGGCAUGGCGACGCACUGGCUACCCCGGUCUUGGACGUGCUGUGACAAACCUCGGUCUCCAGACAAGUGAUCCCGUGGAUGUGGAUUAUGUGACAUCCUCUGUUGGCUCACUUAACGACAACUUUGUACGCGCCAUGCACUAUGCCUGCAAGGGCGACGACGGUCUCAGCGAGUACAUACUUCGGAACCAAAAGAGCCCCUUCAUGGCCCAGACGGAUGACAACAACCGACGGACCAUGCUAGAGGCCAGCGCCCGUGAUGAGUGGAAAGAGCGUGUUCGCGUCUACUUUCCGUCCGACUUGACGGUGCGAACUGCUCAUGCUCAUCCCCAGAACACUGCAGGGACAAUUUGCUUCCAGAGAAAGUGGUGGAACGGCGCCUCCUUCCCUCGGGGUGUCCUCCGAGACUGCGAGGGUGCCAGGGAUAAGAGAAUACUGAUGCACAACAAGCUCAUCUUCGUUUGGCCUCAGAAAGACAUCAUCCGUGAUAAAACCAAGUGUACUGCCUGGGUCUACGUCGGCAGUGCGAAUUUCUCAGAGAGUGCAUGGGGCCGUCUCGUCAAGGAUCGAACUACCAAAGAAGUCCGCCUGAAUUGCCGCAACUGGGAAUGCGGCGUCAUCGUGCCCGUCAUUCACCCCCAUGAAGGCAUUUCCCAGCCGCAAAGCACAUCCGAAAUGCCCGCUCAGGAACACUUAGCCGCGACCAACCAUGGCAAGCAGGAGAAGAAGUUUCCCAUUUCCGAUAUCAACGCCUUUGUCCCUGUUCCUAUGAAGAUUCCUGCCAAGACUUACCAGGAGAAGCCGGUGACAGUUGACACUCCGUUCGACAGGAUCAUGGGUUCCUCUGGAGCAUCUGUUGCUGGCCCCAGUAGCAACAGCGCAAACAACAAACCGCUUGAGCCGUGGUUCUUUAUGGGUUAG